AUGCAACCUUCGGGUGGCAUGGCAGUUAGGCACCAAAAGGGUGCUACAGCUGGACGAUUUUUUUAUAUUCCCUUACGAGGAAUGUCCGAAAAAUUUCAACGUCUGAAACAUGCAACAUCGGCCCCAGAAAUUAUCACUGUGGGGUUCCUCAACCGGUCAACCCUAGUCUCAGCCUGCAACCCCCUGGUAACAAAAAUAAAUAACAAUAAUUGUUCAGCUGUAACACCCUUUCGACGUCUAACUGCCAUGUCACCCGAAAGAAGCACGAGGGCUCAGGUACUGUCAGGUUGCCCAAACCUAGACAGAAGCAGUUUAGAUAGCGGGAUUUGA
Molecule: messenger RNA, 330 nt
Organism: Opisthorchis viverrini
Lineage: Eukaryota; Metazoa; Platyhelminthes; Trematoda; Opisthorchiida; Opisthorchiidae
Exons: 2
Coding region: 1-330 (109 amino acids)
Source: RefSeq, a predicted model, not a curated record